Sardina pilchardus (European sardine) is the source of this 834-nucleotide messenger RNA. RefSeq names its product troponin I, fast skeletal muscle-like. Gene Ontology annotation, biological process: skeletal muscle contraction; cardiac muscle contraction. The record is from RefSeq and is a predicted model, not a curated record. The transcript is spliced from 6 exons. Lineage: Eukaryota; Metazoa; Chordata; Actinopteri; Clupeiformes; Clupeidae. Gene Ontology annotation, cellular component: troponin complex. The coding region runs from base 99 to 608 and encodes 169 amino acids.
GACUCUUGAGCUGAUGCUAGUGGUUGCCCGCCUCUCUACCCUUGAACUUUCGCCACCCAGUUUCUUGUCAGAUCAAGAUAACAUAAAAAAAAGCCAAGAUGCCGCCUAAGAUGACCUCAAGUCGCAAGCAUCACCUGAAGAGUGUGAUGCUUGCGAUUGCUGAGCAGCGUAUGGAGAAGGAGAAGGCUGAUGCUGAAGUAGCCAAAGAUGCCUACCUGAAUGAGCAUUGUCCUGAGCUUUCUCUGCCCGGCACUCUUGAGGACCUUCAGAAAAUGUGCAAAGAGAUCCAUCAUAAGAUUGACAAAGUGGAUGAGGAGAGAUACGACGCUAAUGCCAAAGUGACAAAAGGAGCUAAAGAGAUUGAUGAGCUGAAGUUCAAGAUAACAGAGAUGAAGGGUAUGAAGAAACCAGCUCUGAAGAAAGUACGUAUGUCUGCCGAUCAGAUGCUUCAGGCUCUGCUGGGCUCCAAGCACAAGGUCACCAUGGACUUGAGAUCCAACCUGAAGCAGGUGAAGAAGGAGGUCAAGCAGGAGGCGACUGGCGACUGGCGCCAGAACGUUGAGGACAAGAAGGACAAGAAGAAGAUGUUUGAGGGUGCUGAGGCGUAAAUUCAAGAGACUCAAGAAGUUGACAUCUGGCAGAAAAAAAGCACUGUAAACAUGGACAAAAUGGAUGGACUGGGGACAUUUGUUCUUUUUGCUUAAUGUUUUUUAUGUUCCCUAUACCUUGACAGAAACAAAUGCCUUUCAUUCUCAAAAUGCACUGAAUUUAGAUAGAGUAAGGAUGUUACUGUUGCAGACCACGCAUAUUAAACAAUGGGCUUUAAUGUUCCUA